This is a messenger RNA of Debaryomyces fabryi, 462 nucleotides long. RefSeq lists its product as uncharacterized. The transcript has a single exon. The record is from RefSeq and is a predicted model, not a curated record. Lineage: Eukaryota; Fungi; Ascomycota; Pichiomycetes; Serinales; Debaryomycetaceae. Bases 1 to 462 code for a protein of 153 amino acids.
AUGAGCUCUAAUAAUAACGAAAAUGAUGAUUUGAAGGAAAUAUGGUCAUUAUUCCAGGACAGUCCUGAAGAAAUUCAACAGAAGCGCCAACAAAUAACAAAGGCUAUUAAUUCAAACAACAAGUCAUUUCCAAGUCAAAUUUCAAUCGUCACAGCUUUUGAUGAGUUGUUACUGUGCUUUGCUUUAGGGGGUCAGGUUAAAAAUUAUUACAGGUACGGUUCGUAUUCAACAUGCGCAGAACAGAGGGAGAAAGUUUGGUUUGCUUUGAAGAAUGGGACAUUUUCAAGUAACUUAACCGAAGAAAUUGACUAUGAUACUAGUCCCAAAGAAUUAGAAAAAAGACAAAACGUACAAGCAUUUUUUAAGAGAAGAUUAUUGGAAGAGAAGGCUAAAGGAAGUUCAGAAGACAUAUGGGAUGCUAGAGAAAAACCACUAAACCAACCAUUCAAGGAGUAUAAGUAA